GGUAAGUUUUUUUUUUGCUUAACUGUAAAUAUCAUAAAAUGAUUUAAGAGUUUUAGAAAGCAUGAGCUUUCUCAAGCAACUGAAACCUUGACAAGUACAGAGAAACAACAAGGCUGAAGAGGUAAAAUUUUGAAAAAUGAAGAUGCCACAGAUAUGACAAUCGCGGUUGAAGAUUUAUAUAUUCUUCGAUGUGUCACGUAGCUUCUUUUCGCGGCCAUUGGUAUUUAGGCUCACUGUGUUUAUUAAAAAAGUAAUGUAGUCUGUCGCAUAGUACUGUUAUACUAAAUACUUGUAUGGUUACAUUUAACUAGUUGUUUUUAAAAAGAAGAAUCUAAGGUUCGUUAGGGAAGUUUUCUCAUUUCCCUACAUAAUUACGAUUAUUCAACCCCACGUGAAACAAUUCAUAUUCUAAAACCAAAUGUAUAGAUUACCUUUACAAAAGAAAAUAAAUCCAAAUCUCGUUUUCCCACAACUCCAAGUAUUCCAAAGCUACACUACUAUCCAAUCUAAUCCUCAUUACACCCACCACAAGUAUAAAUAAUCUAUAUAGAUUUAUACGUUACAUAUCUAAUUGCAUUCACAUUAACUAUACAAUACAGGCACAAUAAUCAAAUCGACAUGAUCAGCAGCGACGAAGAUGAAGGGUUUCCUAGAGGAUACCUCAUUCUUAGACCAGAAGAGCUCAGGCCAUUAGAACUUCUCCGUCUGUUAUUCUCCAAUGAUAUCGAGAAACCAAGAUUAGUAAAUAGCUCUGAAACCAGAGAACCAAGUUUCCGACGUCGAUGGCAUAUCUUUGUCUCUGUUGUCCUCCUCAAGCUUCUUCAAUUCCUCUCAGAGCCUUUUGCUCUCUUUGGCUCCGCCUUGGAAUUCUCUUUGAAUUUCCUCUCCGAUAACUCCUUCUCCCGUUUCUUCCUCCGAGGAGAAGUGGUAAUGCCGAAAACGACUUCAGAGAAUUACCUAUCAUUCAUUGGACAUUUAGACAGGAGAAUAAGUUUAGACAAGACCAAAAGUCGUGAAGAUGGAGAUUUAUACUAUGCUGCAUUGUCCAUUAUGUCUUCAAAGCUUGCCUAUGAAAACUCGGCUCGUAUUAAAUAUGUCGUCGAAAACCACUGGCAUAUGAAGUACUUAGGCCUCGAUGACUAUUGGAACGAGUAUCAAGAAAAGGAAACAACACAAGCUUUUAUGAUGUCUACUGAUCAAGAUAAAACGGUUGUGGUUGCGUUUAGAGGCACAGAGCCAUUUAACUCCGAAGAUUGGUGUUCAGAUUUCGACAUUACAUGGUACGAGCUCCCAAACAUUGGGAGGAUCCAUGGUGGGUUUAUGAAAGCUCUAGGGCUUCAAAACAAUUGUAGUUGGCCAAAGAAACCUCUCCCAAACCCUAACCGACUGUCCCCUCUAGCUUACUACUCUAUAAGAGAUUCCUUGAAAGCUUUGAUAGCUCAUGACGAACAAACUAAAUUUGUUCUGACUGGUCAUAGCUUAGGAGGAGCUCUCGCGAUUUUGUUCACGGCUGUGCUUGUGAUGCAUGAUGAGACCGAGUUGUUGGAGAGGCUUCAAGGUGUUUAUACUUAUGGACAACCUAGGGUUGGUGAUUCAACGUUUGGUGAAUUUAUGGAGAAGAAAUUAGAAGAAAAUGAUGUAAAGUACUAUAGAUUUGUUUAUAAUAACGACAUUGUUCCGAGAUUGCCGUACGAUGACAAAGAUUUGAUGUUCAAACACUUUGGUACUUGUAUCUACUACGACCGACACUAUCAACCAAAGAUUUUGAGAGACGAAUCGGAUGAGAACUAUUUCUCGUUGUGGGGGAUUAUAAAGAGGAUGCACAAUGCGGUGUUAGAGUUUAUAAGAAGCUUCACGAUUACGAGGGAGAAAGGGUCGGAGUUUAAAGAAGGAUGGUUGUUGAAACUUGCUAGGGCUUUGGGGAUUAUACUCCCCGGGAUAUCGAAUCAUACACCUCAAGAUUAUGUGAAUGUCACAAGAUUAAGCCCUUCUUUUGUUUUUCAAAUUCAUAGAGAUGUGGCCAUAACAUAGAAGGGUUUUGAAUUUCGCGUGUGUGUUGUAAUUUGUAAUAAUUUAUCGAGUUUGUGAUAACCUAUAACUCCGUAGUUGUGUCAUGUGUGAUGUCACUGUAGACUUGGUUGGUCGCAGUUGCAAGUAUAUAUGUGAAUAAACAAAAUUGAGAGGAA
Messenger RNA from Brassica napus (rape), 2186 nucleotides. RefSeq names its product triacylglycerol lipase OBL1. Gene Ontology annotation, biological process: lipid metabolic process. The transcript is spliced from 4 exons. Gene Ontology annotation, molecular function: triacylglycerol lipase activity. Bases 619 to 2031 code for a protein of 470 amino acids. The record is from RefSeq and is a predicted model, not a curated record. NCBI's taxonomy places the organism in Eukaryota, Viridiplantae, Streptophyta, Magnoliopsida, Brassicales, Brassicaceae.